This is a messenger RNA of Oncorhynchus keta (chum salmon), 5366 nucleotides long. RefSeq lists its product as uncharacterized. The record is from RefSeq and is a predicted model, not a curated record. The coding region runs from base 1 to 5301 and encodes 1766 amino acids. Lineage: Eukaryota; Metazoa; Chordata; Actinopteri; Salmoniformes; Salmonidae. The transcript is spliced from 10 exons.
AUGGAUAUACCACAGAGUUUAAACGAAGAUGAUCCACGUGAUCAUCAAAGUUUGGAAGGUCAAGUCCAGAAAAUUAAGAAUGAUAUCCUGGGUUUAAACUAUCCAGAAGAUAGUGAAGUGAAGGAUCCCCUGCCUCAGAUCGAGCUGAAGGCUGUGACAAGGAGAAAAGUUAAGACCAAGAGGAGGACCAGUGCCAACAGGUCCACAGUUGAACAGAGCACUGAUACUGAUGCUGCCGAGAGAGAUUUAGUUGAUAAUCAGAGUUAUGAAGAUGAGGAUAAGGUGAAGAAGGAUCCCCUGCCUCAGAUGGAGCAGGAUGCUGUGAAGAGAAAUAAAGUCAAGACCAAGAGGACCAAGAGAAACAAAGUGGAGCAGAUCACUGAUACAGAUGCAGGUCCCUCUACAUCUGUGGAAUUUUCUGGGAUGACAGUUCAGGGGACAUCUCACGAGGGACAAUCUAAUGAAAAGAUCCUGAGUGAGUGUGUCUCCAGGGCCUGUCAGACCAGGGCUCUUGACCUCCCGCCAAUCGAUCCGGAUGCUUUCAACCCGAUUAUCAUCCGGUUUCUGGAAAAACUUACUGAGGAGCAAUGGAGGCAGUUAAACAUUGGCAGGAUGGACCCUGUGAUGAGGGCAUUGCUUGCAGAGAUGUGCCUGGAGAUUGUGCGGUUUGUAUCUGAGGCCAUCCUGGAGGUCAUCAUCCCUGCAAUUUUCCGUUUUGUACGGAUAUACAGCCAUGUGUCUCCAGUAUCCGGCAAGUCUCUGACAGAAUCAGAGAGAUCCUCUAGCACAAACCUGAAGGUUCACAAGAGAGGCAGCAGCAAAUCCUCAAGGUCUUGCACGGCCAAAUCAAGCUCCUCUCGUAAUGGGUCUCAGACAGUGUUGCCAAAUACUCAGGGAGAUUGUGAGUCUAUAUCAUCUGAGCCACUCAGGGACUUUUUUGGGAUCACUGAGGACAGUCUCCUCACUGGUGUCCAGGAUUCCUUCAAAGAGUCGCUGAACAAUGUCCUCUGUAUCCAAAGAGAGGGCCAGGUAGACACUCAAAGUCUAUCCCGGGUUAUUGUUGGAGAAGUGUCAAAGAAGGUCAAUUCCAUAAUCUCUGUGGCCAUCCAAACUCCCAUCUCUGGCCAAAUGUCCCCUGUCAUUUUUGCCAGUGGUGGUGUCUCCAGAACCAAGGUUGUUGAGGAGAUGGUGUCUCUCGUUUCCAACAUACUUCAGAUGUAUAUUAAUGGGAAGAGUGUUGAGCAGAGUGUUGUUCUCAGAGAGGAUGGUGUUGAGGAGGUUCAGACCAAGGCCACUGAAUCGAUCCGGGAGAUUGUUAAAAGAUUCAGGGGUUGUACAUCAUGUUGUUCUGGCACUACAUCAUCUAGUCCAACUCCUAGGAUAGGUGAGAUCAGAGACCUUAUGAUUGACCCUGAGGGCUCUGAGUUGGUAAGUACCUUUGUUUCAGACAUGGACAAUCUUACCCAGUUUAUCAGGGCAUCCUGCUCUCCUGCACAGAGUGAGCAGAUCCUUCUUGAAAACCAUCAGAGUAAGAUCUGGUCUUACACUGUUGGCUGUUACUACGACAUGAAAAAUAUGCUGAAGAGGAUUCUUACCUGUCCAGAAAAAGGGGAUCUCGCAAGUACAUUUGUGAAGAGCACAAAAGAUUAUUUCACAAUGGUUCCAACUUUUUGCCUGGACUUCGAUCAUUCCAGUAAUGGUGAGGCUGACACAUCGGACUCCAUUUCUUGUAAACCACUUUUAAUAACCCCCUCAUCUAUGAAUAAACAAAAAGGACAAAGUGAGACCCCAAAACCUCUCAAAAAGUAUUUGCAAGACCAAGUCCUCCUUGACACCACAAAAGCGAUUGCCAGCCAGGUUCUAGUCUUGUAUAAGACUGAGGUGAUGGAGAAGUUCUCAUCUUCUGUUGGAGAGUGUGAUUCUGAAGAGUCUCUGGAGGCCAUUCUAUUUGUGGAUGGCAUCAUGUCUGACUUGAAUGAUUUCACCAGUUCUUGUUCCCCCUCACCAUGUGAGUUGUUAGACAGUGAACAAUAUCUCUCCCAUCUCACUUUUAAACUUGGUCUGCAGGACAGCACCACCAACAGUGAAUCUACCCAGAAUCUUCCAGUUAUAAAUAUGAAGAAACUCUCCAGUGUGUCUUUCCAGACAAAGGCUAGAAAGGCAGUGAGUGAAGCUCUGAGAUCUACCAACCCCUUUACAAACAGCUUACUGGGAGACUCUGAAGCAUCUAAAUUGCUGGACACUUUUGUAACAGAUGUGGAGGCUGUUGUUCAGUCCAUGCAGGCACGUGAAUCUGAAAAUGUCCAAAUUUCAAAAGUGAGCACCCUUUCUGCUGCUCGUAUUAUAUAUCAUAGAUUUCGAGAAAUGCUGAGGCGGUUUCUCAUUCCCUGCCAAGACAAUGUAAAGGUCAUCGAUGGUGUUACACCAAUACAUGAUGACACUCUCAAACAGGCUCCGAGUGAAAGUUUAGAUUCUCAGGUGACUUGUAAUAGUGAUUCUCUUGAAAUCCAAGCGGACCUUCAAGCCUGUACCAAGGAGGUCAUUAGUCAAAUCCUCACUGUGUAUCACUCUGAGGAAUCCAUGGAGGAAUGCUUCUCUAGCCUAAAAGGAGAUACAGAAGACCUGUCCAAGCUUUUGGAUGUCGUUGUUUCUCAGAUUGACGUCCUUGCCGCCUCCAAAUCAUAUUUAUCUGUUGAUGACUAUGCUGUCAAUACACAGGACAAUUUGCAUGGUGAGAUCAACAAUGAUGAGGAGGAGGCAUCCUCUAGAAGUCUUAAAUCCACAGCCUUUGACAAACUAUGUACUGAGGAGUUUCAAACUAAAGCCUCACAUAUGGCUGGUGGGAUCCUUCAAUCAGGGUUAAUUGGCAUUGUAAAUACCAGCCUUGAUGGUAGAAGUGCAGACAUUUGUGCAGAGUCCAGUAAUGAUGGUGAUGAUAGAGAUGUCAAAAUCCUUCAGAAGAGUGGAACUCCACCUUUGUUCACCUCUUCUCUGCACACCAAUUCUGCAGCAUCCAACAUCGUCAUAAGCAUCACUAAAGACCUUAAUAGCUUCACCCAGAUGACCAAAAUGUCUGAUGCUUCAGUGUCUGGCCAGUUAGAGACCUCCCUGUCAGCUUCAACCCUUCCUGUCAGUGUUCACAACGGGGCCAAUGUGAAAGGAAAGAUCAUUUGGCCAGGCACUGUUAACCUGUUCAACAAUGUGUUCACCAAGGUCAAGGAUUUUUUUGCCCAGCAACAACCGGUCCUCCUAGACAAUGUGGUUGAGGCCCCCAAACAUGCCGAAUCCAUAUGCAGAACAGCUACUUCUACACAAAUGACUUACAGUGAACAUGAAGGCAGCCAGACCAGCAUGGUAAAUUAUUCCAAAGCCUUAAUUAGUCAGACUCUGAUGACAAUCCAGAGGAGAGUGUCUAUGUCAGAGAGGAUGAGCACUUCAGAGAAAGGCCUCUUGACUCGUUCCAUUGUGGGCUCCAUGUUGGAGGAUGUUGACAUGGUGAGAACUGAUGGACACGAGAUACACCGGCCAUCCUCCUCAAAGUCCUCCCUGUCCAUCACCUCUGACAUGACCAGAGGGUCUCAGAGUGAUUUUACAAAUUCUCUUCCAGGCACUCCAGUCCCCAAUGACUGGCCUGUUGAAAUCUAUUGUCCUAUCAUUAGGAGUUCGGUCAUUGAUAUGAGUGAGUCCUCAACUCAUUCACAAGGGUCAACAAAUUACACAAGGCAAACCAUCUCUGCCAUAGUUGACACUGUUAUGGAGGUCAUUCCAAGAGAAGAUACAGAACACAUAGCCACUGCAGAUGAUGUCACUUCUUUUACAAGAAGACUUGCGAGACUCAGCCCCAGGGACGGUCUUCAGAACUUCUCACAUGAGCUCACUGACAAAGUUUAUGAGCUCAUAAAAAGUCACAACACCCCCCAGGCUCUUUUUGUGCCAGCUGGCAAGAGCGUGUCUGACUCUAUUCUUUUGAAGCUGAAGACAGGAUUGAAUGCUUCUGAAGAAUCCAGGGAGUUUCCAUCUGACCUUGUGUACUCCUUUACUAUGGAGUCAAUAAAACGUCUGCUACAGCAGAUUGUCUUCUGGCUUCCUCCACCAUCACAAGGAUCCGAUUUAUGCCAAACUAUCAUCUCUGAUGGUUCUCUGCAGGAAACAAGUCGGCUUAUGCCGAGCUCUUCUUCCAUCUCCAUUAGUUCCUCACAGGUUUUCUGUGACACAAAGAGCCUUUUCACCAAUAUAAUGGUCAAUCAGGUCAUGGAUACCUGUUCUGUGGUCUCCAAUUCAUCAGAAGAAUUAUCAGAGUUGAUGAACAUAAUCAAUAGGUUGUCCCCAACUGAUGCUGGAACACUGGACUCUGACAGACCGGCUCUCAUGACCACUAGCCGUCAGUCUAGUUCCAAAUCAUUGCCUAGACCCUCUCUGUCUGGCAGCAGUACACACAAUGGUGGAACUGUGGAUAUUCAAGUUUUAGGAGAGGUGGAAUCCAAGAUGGACAACAAAGAUCUGGAGAUGUCUAGUGUCUCUGUGCAUCCAUCAACUCCAUCAGCCAUGAACUCUGAUACACAUGCAUCAUUUGACUCCACUAGCAAUGACUACACCUCUUUGGUACUUUUACUGAUUGUUAGAUUGCUGUCAAUGAUCACCCCUAUCACAUUACUGGAAUCCUCUGACAUUGGUGAAACAUCAAGAGUUCUCACAAAGAGGAUUCUGUCUGAGUUCUGUGGCACCUCAGGCCUUGAACCAACUCAAGCCUACCCCCAGAAUCUGAAAAUCAAAAAGAUUUUCAAGGCUGUCUACAUGGGGCUUCUUCAAGAAUUUGGGUCAGAGAAGAUGCUCCAGGUUGCAAUGAAGUCAACGGAUUAUGCAUUUGACGAUGCCCUGGUCAAAUUAUUAACGAGGGAACUACUAACUAAAUGCAAUGAGGCGAGCUCUUCACCUCCCUCCAUGACACAGUUGUCAUCACACAAUGCACUUGGCAGUGACGAGGUAGGUAAUUCUGGGCUUCCAACAACUGGUAUAAAGGAAAAGAAGAGAGGAAGAUUCAGCACUCUCUGUGGACUCAAUCCAAAGUGUACAAAGAAGGUCAACAAGAAGAACCACUGCACUCCAACACCUUCCCAGAACCAGACCCCUGCCGUCAGUGAAACAGCAAUUGUCAAUGAUCAAGACUUCGACCGAACAGAGAGUAUAUGCUCCACCAAGAAGAAACCAAGGAAGCGUUCGCUCAUUUCCAGGAUGUUUUCAGCUAUAGGAAAAGCCUUUUCCAGUCCCUUUACUUCCUGCUAUAAAAAGAAGAGCACCUAAUCUAUAUUUCAAAAUAAAUAUUUGAAAUGAACAUAAUUGCAUUAAUUCUUCAUGUUGAGUGUUUU